AUGCUGCACUUCCAUUGGUUAAAAAUGCAUCGAAGGCGGGGUUUCAUAGCGCUGACCAAUAGAAAGGCUGAUUCCCAGCCUCAAACGUACAUUCUACCUCACGCCUCACCAAUCCUUAGGAGCCGAAGGGCGUGUCCAGGCACAGACUGCGCUACAGGCCCGGGCUUAUGGUGUCCAAUGAAGAUGCAGGACACGUGCUUGGGGCGGGGCCUGGUGCUUGUUCGAAAUCCUGGCGGCGGCCGCAGAAAGAUGGCUGCUCGUCCGCGGCGGCACCGCUCUAGGUACGCAAAGCUGUGGGAGGGUGACUUUUGUGAUGGCACUAAGACAAUUGACGAACCUUCUUUGACGACUUCCAUGGAGUGGGACACGCAGGUGGUGCAGGGGUCCUCGCCGCUUGGUCCCGCAGGGCUGGGGACGGACGAGCCGCCACCCAGCCCGCGGCUGCCGUCGUGGCUGCAGCCCGAGAGGUGCGUCGUGUUCCAGUGCGCGCGGUGCCACGCAGUGCUGGCCGACUCGGUGCACCUCGCCUGGAACCUGUCGCGGUCCCUCGGGGCCGUCGCCUUCUCCAGAGUUACAAAUAACGUGGUUUUGGAAGCUCCCUUCUUAGUUGGCAUUGAAGGUUUACUCAAAGGCAGCACUUACAACCUUUUAUUCUGUAGUUCCUGUGGGAUUCCCAUUGGUUUCCAUCUCUAUUCUACCCAUGCUGCCUUGGCUGCCUUGAAAGGUCACUUCUGCCUUUCCAGUGAUAAAAUGGAGUGCUAUCUCUUAAAAACAAAAGCCAUCGUAAAUGCAUCUGAGAUGGAUAUUCACAACAUGCCUCUACCAGAAAAGGUUGCAGAGCUGAAAGAGAAGAUAAUAUCAAUGCAUACUCACUUAAGUUCACUGAUGAAGAUGCUGAAGGAAGUGACUCCUGACCAUUCCAACCCAGAAAACUGACCCAGAAUGGGAACUUGAGUAUCAGGGUCAGGCCUUAUUGCCAUCUUGAAAGACAGGUGCUGUUUGAUCAUUUCUUGAGAAAGAUCAACUUCAGGAAUGGACAGGAAAUAUAGUUUAUUAUAUUUACAGCUAGGCUGUUUUUCCAAGUGAUUUGUAAAGCUGUUUAUAGAAAGGAGCUUUCUGUCCAGGUUUCAUAGCUAUUUGACUUCAGAAAUUAUUUUAGUUUUCUUAUUGGCUUUGUAGUAAUUUCUGAAAACAUCUUUAACUGCAUAUUUAGGGAUUAAGAGGCAAUGUGCCAUGAAUGCUCUAUCCAAAGAUGUAUAUGAAAAUAAAGUUGUACUUAAUGUUCACUACUGUGAUUCCUACAUGGAGCGGUUACAUGAAUAGCUGUAACUAUGAUGUAACAUUUCAAUUAGGUGAUAAAGUUUGUAUAUUCUGCAUUUUCUUAAGGCUAUUGUCAGUUGUUUUUUCUUAAAAUGUGUAAAUAAAUUCCUGUGUUUUUGCUUAUUGAGCUUUCAUUACAGCUUAGAGCAGCCUUUUUCAUGUGAAGGGGCUGCUGGUGCCAGCCAUGAGCUGUAAGUCCACAAAUUACUGUUUGAAGAGAGAGAGCAUCUGAACAAGGGGAGGAAACUUGAGAAAGAGCUGUGUGACUCCCCUUGAGCCCUUGCCUCCCUUUCCCUUGCUCCCUCUUCCCUUUCUCAGGAGAAGUGGCAUGUUCCCACUCCCCUUCAGUUCUCCCUCCCUUUUCUACAGGGAGAGACAGAACAUCCACAGCCCCUCCCCCUGAUCUCUUAGUUAUGCUUUCUUAUAAAAACCUCUGCCUGCGCUGAGAUGUUAAGGUGGGUUUUUGAGGACAGAAGUCCCCCCAUCUUGAGUUGCCAGCAACUUGAAUAAACCACUUUCAUUCUCAUUA
Molecule: messenger RNA, 1849 nt
Organism: Miniopterus natalensis
Lineage: Eukaryota; Metazoa; Chordata; Mammalia; Chiroptera; Miniopteridae
Gene: OIP5
Product: Opa interacting protein 5
Biological process (GO): CENP-A containing chromatin assembly; chromosome segregation
Cellular component (GO): chromatin; nucleus; chromosome, centromeric region
Source: RefSeq, a predicted model, not a curated record